GUUCUCCUCCCUCACUUGCAUUUCGGAUCACCACAAGACCCUUUCUCUCCCUCUCUCAGCUCAAUAAUCCCAACCCAUCAGCCUCUCUCUCAGCCUUUUGAGAAUUUCAACAACAACCCACCACACAAAAAGCCAAGCAGACAAAAUCCCAAUUCUCCCUUUUGCUUUAUUCCUCUGCUUCUGCCCCUCUCUCCUCUCCUUUCUUUCUGCCUCUGAAUUCUUCUUGGGUUUUCUGAAACCACCGCAAAUUCUCUCACUUUCUGUUAUUCUGUGCCGAUUUCCCAACUGGGUUUCUCUCAUUUUGCUCCUCUGGUUCAUAAAGCAAGAAGCUUUGAUUAUGGUUUUUGUUCUGUAAUGGGUCUCUUUGUUUCUUGUGAAAAGUGGUCAUAGCUAAGUUGGUGUUUUCGGUUCUUGGGGGCUAGUCUUGUUUUUUGAGUUCAAAGGAAAGACAUGGGUGGAGGGCAGAAGAGUGACAAGGAAAAAGUGGAGGAAGAAGAAACUGAUAAUGAAGCAGGUGAGAGAAUUACCAGACAGAUGAGCGAGACCUCUGUUUCUGCAGCUGAGGAUGAUGAUGAUGAAGAAAACAGCAAUAAAAUCCAGUUGGGUCCUCAAUGUACUCUCAAAGAACAGAUUGAGAAGGAUAAGGAUGAUGAGAGCUUGAGGAGGUGGAAAGAACAGCUUCUUGGGGCUGUGGAUUUUGAGAGUGUUGGAGAAACUCUUGACCCAGAAGUAAAGAUUAAUAGCCUCUCAAUCCUCACUCCUGACAGACCCGACAUUGUUCUUGAAGUUCCGGAAAAUGGAAAACCCAAAGGCUUAUGGUUUACCCUGAAGGAAGGUAGUCGUCACAACUUGAAAUUCUCCUUCCAAGUCAGCAAUAACAUUGUAUCCGGCCUCAAGUACACCAACACUGUUUGGAAAACUGGUGUCAAGGUGGACAGCACAAAAGAGAUGAUUGGAACCUUCAGUCCUCAGCCAGAGCCAUACACACAUGUGAUGCCAGAAGAGGUCACACCUUCCGGCAUGUUUGCCAGAGGAUCAUACUCUGCAAGAUCAAAGUUUCUCGACGAUGAUAACAAGUGCUACUUGGAAAUCAAUUACACCUUCGAUAUUCGAAAGGAAUGGGCUGCGCGCUAGCAUAUCUCUUUCAUCCAGCUGAUGUUCUUACUCCGCAAUUACUUUUGAGAUUUUUCCUAUUAAUGACAUCCACUUACUAUUCACUU
Fragaria vesca subsp. vesca is the source of this 1220-nucleotide messenger RNA. RefSeq names its product rho GDP-dissociation inhibitor 1-like. The record is from RefSeq and is a predicted model, not a curated record. Gene Ontology annotation, molecular function: Rho GDP-dissociation inhibitor activity; protein binding. The transcript is spliced from 5 exons. Gene Ontology annotation, cellular component: membrane; cytoplasm; cytosol. Gene Ontology annotation, biological process: Rho protein signal transduction. Lineage: Eukaryota; Viridiplantae; Streptophyta; Magnoliopsida; Rosales; Rosaceae. The coding region runs from base 451 to 1134 and encodes 227 amino acids.